Messenger RNA from Portunus trituberculatus (swimming crab), 1118 nucleotides. Its product is annotated as peptidyl-prolyl cis-trans isomerase-like. NCBI's taxonomy places the organism in Eukaryota, Metazoa, Arthropoda, Malacostraca, Decapoda, Portunidae. The transcript is spliced from 3 exons. Gene Ontology annotation, molecular function: peptidyl-prolyl cis-trans isomerase activity. The record is from RefSeq and is a predicted model, not a curated record. The coding region runs from base 61 to 648 and encodes 195 amino acids. Gene Ontology annotation, biological process: protein peptidyl-prolyl isomerization; protein folding.
AGUUUGGGCUCGUGGGAUUGUUGCACAUGGCUGACCCGCGCUCAGCUGAAAGGACCGACCAUGUUUAGAUCACCGCUCGCUCGGCUUUUGGGGACUGGGGUUGCUUUUUCUGCAGCCACAACUUUCAGCGUCUCAGCUAGAGCGCAGUCCACGUUGCCCAAGGUGUACUUUGAUGUGGAGGCGAAUGGCAAGCCCCUGGGCCGGGUGGUCAUGGAGCUAAGAUCUGACGUGGUCCCCAAGACGGCAGAAAACUUCCGUCAGUUGUGUACUGGAGAGCAAGGUUUUGGAUUCAAGGGGUCCAUCUUCCACCGCAUCAUCCCAGGCUUCAUGUGUCAGGGUGGAGAUUUCACACAUGGCAAUGGAACAGGUGGAAAAUCAAUAUAUGGAACAAAAUUUAGAGAUGAAAACUUUGAGCUGACACACACCGGACCAGGCCUUUUGUCUAUGGCAAAUGCAGGACCCAAUACAAAUGGUUCACAGUUUUUCCUCACCACUGUACCCUGUCCGUGGCUGGAUGGGAAGCACGUAGUGUUUGGUAAAGUGGUUGAGGGCAUGGAUGUUGUGAAGGCAAUAGAAAAUCUUGGUUCCCGUUCAGGACGUCCAUCUAAAAAGGUUGUCAUUUCAGAUUGUGAUGAAGUAAAAAAAUGAAUUGAACACUGUACAAAAUGAAUUAAUGAACUUUGCAUAUGUCAUGUUCUCUAUGUACUACUAUAAACUAAUGUAAGACAAUGUGAUAUUGCAAGAAAACCAAUGAUAUGAAGUGGAUGUGUAAUUCUGUUCACUUUUCGUAAUACAUGUCCAUGUACAAAUUAGUGGGUUUCACUCCCACUCUUGUGCCAGGCUAGGUCAAUUUGGUAAUAGUCUCCAUUUUGAUUAUUGCUAUAAUGAGGAUAGUUAUGUGGUGUAAAGCUGAAGAGAAUGACUUUGCAGACCUGGCAAUUAGGUAUACAAGAAAUUGUAGUGAUGCACAUAACGAUGAAAACAAAGACAUUGUUACAUCAAUUUUAAGUUAAUUAAUAUGUCAAUGUAUAAGAAAAUACAUUUGUAAACAUUAACAUCUGUAUAUACAUAAAUAUAUAUAUAUAUAUAUAUAUAUACAAUAUAGGGAUCAAUGAAAA